Messenger RNA from Saccoglossus kowalevskii, 2166 nucleotides. RefSeq names its product solute carrier organic anion transporter family member 2A1-like. The record is from RefSeq and is a predicted model, not a curated record. NCBI's taxonomy places the organism in Eukaryota, Metazoa, Hemichordata, Enteropneusta, Harrimaniidae. Gene Ontology annotation, biological process: transmembrane transport; sodium-independent organic anion transport. Gene Ontology annotation, molecular function: protein binding. Gene Ontology annotation, cellular component: basolateral plasma membrane.
AUGGAUAGGCAAAGUAAGGACAACGCCGAUAUUAAGAAAGUACUGCUCGACGACAUGCCUGCCACCCUUGCACUGUCUAAGACUGACGAGUAUGAAUAUUGUUGCGGAAUAAGACCAUGGCGCCCUCGGUGUCUGCAAGUUUUCGCAAAGGCUCAUUUUGCAGUUACCGGUCUUGUGAUAGGAACACUAUGCAUGACUUUAAAUUUUGCUGCAAUGUCAUCUGCUUUAAACAAUUGGGAGAAACGCUACAGUUUACCCUCCACUACAGUUAGUCUUGCAUUCACUGUCAUGGACGUAGCCAAGUUGUUUCCACUAAUUCUAAUAACCUACAUAGGUGGUAGACCAGAUACCCACAGACCCAGAUGGAUAGGAGGUGGUAUGAUAAUCGGAGGGAUAGGACUUCUUAUUGUCAGCAGUCUGCAAUUCAUGUCUGAACCUUAUCAGUACGGCGUCUUCAACGGAAAAAAGUCGAUGAAACUAUGCAGUGCCCGGGAAGAAUAUUCUUUAAAUGACACCAUUGGAUGCAAUGAAGAGACUAUGCAUGGGGUUCAGCUUAAAUUGUUACUUCUGAUACUCACUGGAAUAAUCAUGUUUGGCAUUGGUCUGUCUCCACUCUUCACUCUUGGGAUCACAUAUAUUGAUGACAUUGUUCCCAAGAAUAAGUCCCCGUUCUAUAUAGGUUUAAUGUUUUCAAUGCAUGCACUGGGACCACUCAUAGCUUUCCCGAUAUCAUCUGCCUAUAAUAACAUGUACGUAGAUUUUUAUCGCGUCAAUACAUCGAUGAGCGAAAUCAGUCGACACGAUCCACGCUGGGUCGGUGCUUGGUGGCUCCCUUUUGUUAUCAAUGGUCCAUUGUGCAUUAUUGUUGGAAUAUAUAUUAUGCUUCUUCCGAAAAAGAUUCACGCUAAGGUUGGAACUAUAGGUAGCCCAAAUCAAGAAGUCGUUGUAAAUAACACUAUAUCACUUAUUUUGAACAAGACGCUGAAAGAUCUGCCACAGGCGCUGAAACGACUCGUUUAUAAUAAGACUUACAUGGCAGGGAUGAUGGCACGUAUAGUCGAUACGGCCGUGGUAGCGGCAUUCGCGCCUUUUAGUGUUAAAUACAUACAUGACCAAUUCAGAGUUCCUAUGGCAAUUGCUGGAUUCCUUGUUCCUUUUGCAUUUGUUAUACCAAGCGGACUUGGGAUACUCAUUGGAGGUAUACUCAUGCGGAAAUACAAACCAUCAUUAGUAUCUACAGCUAGAAAUGUUCUCCUUGUAGGUGUUCUGGUUGUACCACUUCCUAUCAUAAUGAUCUUUAUUGGUUGUGAUAAUUAUAGAUUUGCUGGCAUCAAUACAGAAUACGCAGUUAGAAUAUAUAGUAAUAGUAGCAAUGUGAACAAUGUAACUUCCUGUAACUCUGAAUGUAUAUGUCAAGAUGAUGUUUUUGAUCCGGUAUGUGGAUCAGAUGGAAUUACGUACCUUUCACCAUGCCAUGCAGGAUGUCAAUCAUUGAAUUCCCCAAUACCACAUGCAAAGAAUUACACUGAAUGCACGUGUACAGGCAAAACUAUCAGUGAUAUGCCUAGUAGAAUCAGUUCUGCUUUUACAAGUAGUCAUUCCCUGAUGGAUAGUAACAGUUUUGAUAACUAUACAGAGACGUACAACAAUACAAUGAAUAACGGAUCUGCAUAUCUUCCCAAUGAGGACGAUAUAUCAACACUUGGCUAUGCUAGGACUGGUAUAUGUGGAGAAGAAUGCAAUCAAAAUGCGAUAGUGUUUGUUAUUGUAUUCUGCCUUUUUAGUUUUGUCGGAUUCCUUCCUGCAACAAUGUCUAUAGAACUUAUUCUAAGGUGCGUUGACCCAGCAGAUAAAACGCUUGCACUAGGUGUAAAAGUUGUGCUUUCUACGUUAUUAGUUUGGAUACCAACGCCCAUGUUUAUCGGAGCAACCAUUGAUUCCACGUGUGUAUUUUGGGAAACGACAGCAUGUGGCGAUGAGGGCGCUUGUUGGGUACAUGAUAUACCGCAAUAUCGCAUGAAAUACAUGCUAGUACUAUUAGCUAUCAAGGUCAUUGGUCUAAUCUUCAAAGCACUCACGUGGUGGUUGUUUAGGAAUCAUGAGAAUGGAGAUAAGAAGUAUGAUAACGCACCAAUAAACAACCCUGGAAAUGAAACUUAUUUUUAA